AUGAUCAAGGUUGUUUGCAACGGCUAUCUGGGGAAGAAGGUCCGCAUUAAAUGCAACACCAAAGACACCACUGGGGACCUUAAGAAGCUGAUUGCAGCCCAAACUGGCACCUGUUGGAACAAGAUUGUCCUUAAGAAGUGGUAUACGAUUUUUAAGGACCAUGUGUCUCUAGGGCACUAUGAAACCCAUGGUGGGAUCAACUUGGAGCUUUAUUACCGGUAG
This is a messenger RNA of Otolemur garnettii (small-eared galago), 222 nucleotides long. Its product is annotated as ubiquitin-like protein 5. The coding region runs from base 1 to 222 and encodes 73 amino acids. The transcript has a single exon. Gene Ontology annotation, molecular function: protein tag activity. Gene Ontology annotation, biological process: mRNA splicing, via spliceosome; protein modification process. NCBI's taxonomy places the organism in Eukaryota, Metazoa, Chordata, Mammalia, Primates, Galagidae. The record is from RefSeq and is a predicted model, not a curated record. Gene Ontology annotation, cellular component: cytoplasm; nucleus.